Aspergillus nomiae NRRL 13137 is the source of this 1143-nucleotide messenger RNA. RefSeq names its product agmatine deiminase family protein. The coding region runs from base 1 to 1143 and encodes 380 amino acids. Gene Ontology annotation, biological process: putrescine biosynthetic process. NCBI's taxonomy places the organism in Eukaryota, Fungi, Ascomycota, Eurotiomycetes, Eurotiales, Aspergillaceae. The transcript has a single exon. The record is from RefSeq and is a predicted model, not a curated record. Gene Ontology annotation, molecular function: protein-arginine deiminase activity; agmatine deiminase activity.
AUGGCCCAAGUACUGCGCAGAUAUGUUGCCCCCGCGGAAACCGCUCGCCAUAUUGCGACAAUCCUGGGGUUUCCCUCCAAGAUCUCAAUUGCUGCCGAGUACUACGAGGAUGCAUGCAAAGAAAUCGCCAGUUUAGCUUCUGCGAUCUCUGCUUUUGAGCGAGUGCGUCUGUACACGCGCCCAGAAGACAUUCCAAAGGCACAAGCUCUGGUUACCAAAAGUAUUCCCAAAUUUAACGGCACAGAUUCGAACAUCAGCAUUAUUCCGUUCCGCACGAAUCAUUUGUGGGUCCGCGACACCGGUCCCGUCUAUGUCUAUGGUACUGGGGCGCAUUCUAAAGAACGUUUUGCCGUCAACUUUCGAUUCAGUGAAUGGGGCAAGAAGGAUGAUAUCGCCGAUCAUUAUCGAGCUACAGAUGGCCUGGACUGGCCCAUUAUGGGACCGGACCAGAUCAAAGAGAACGCGGCUUUUGCACAGAACGUCAUCGCGAGCGACGUUUGUCCAGCUCCAGUAGUUAAGGUCGAGUCCAAGGUCUGCUUAGAGGGGGGCGCAUUAGUUCUAGACGGCGAUGGCACCCUCCUUGUGACAGAGAGCAGCGUCCUGAACGAGAACCGCAACCCGGGUCUGUCUCGGGCUGACAUCGAAGAGGAGCUGCAGCGCCUGCUGGGCGUUGAGAAGAUCAUCUGGUUCCCCGGGCGGAGGGAUCUCGAUGUCACCGAUGUCCACGCAGAUGCCGAGCUUAACUUUGUUCGGCCUGGUGUGGUGGUCCUCUCCAAACCACACCCCAGUGUACCCAAGCCUUGGCAAGAUGUGCACGAUGAGAUCCGAGACAUUUUGGCCCGGACAGUCGAUGCAAAGGGGCGUCGCUUUGAGGUCCAUAUCGUGGACGAGCCGGCUCCCACUAUCUUUGGAUCUUUAUCGUACCCUGAUCCGGCAACGAAUUAUGUCAACUUUUACUUUGUCAAUGGCGGCCUCAUCCUCCCUCAAUUUGGGGAUCCGGUCGCGGAUUCAGCGGCAGUUUCUACUUUGCAAAAGUUGUGCCCCGAACAUAAAGUCACCCCGGUUCCUGUCCGUGCCCUCCCAUUAGCUGGCGGUGUCGUACACUGCUCGACCCAGCCCGUGGUUGCGGUCGACGAACAGUGA